Pistacia vera is the source of this 747-nucleotide messenger RNA. RefSeq lists its product as uncharacterized. Gene Ontology annotation, biological process: root development; shoot system development. Lineage: Eukaryota; Viridiplantae; Streptophyta; Magnoliopsida; Sapindales; Anacardiaceae. The coding region runs from base 1 to 747 and encodes 248 amino acids. The record is from RefSeq and is a predicted model, not a curated record. The transcript has 2 exons.
AUGGUCAGAGUUCAUAAGGGUUCUACGCCAUCCAGGUACGGCCACGUCGUGCCUAGCACAAGUGGCAUGGCUCCUGUCAGUGUAGCAGCUUCGAUUCAACAAGCUUUAACCCAAGACGAGAUGUUGAAUAGAUCUCUUAGACUCUUAGAUAUUUGUGGCAUUGCUAAGGAUUCCUUUGUACAAACCAAAGAAGCUGUACAAGGCCUUCAAUCAAUUUUUCGUAGAAGAAGAUGUUAUGAUAUUGAGCUUACAAGUGAGGUUAAGAAAUACUUAACCUCUAGGAAGAUAGUAAAAAUGACCAUCCAAAAGGCCUUGAAGAAUUUGAAAGCCAUGAAAAACCAAAGAAUCUCUCCAAUCUGUGAGGAAGAUGAGUCAAACGCCACAAUUUACAUAUUAAGAGAGGUUGAAGCAGUCACUUUCAAUGUGAUCGAAUCCUUGUUGUCCCUUAUCUCAGGGCCAAAGGUUCCAUCAAAGCUAAGCAGUUGGUCAGUAGUUUCCAAGCUAAUCCACUCAAAAAAGGUAACAAGUGAAGAAACAGACAUUAAUGACUUUGAAAGGUUGGAUGUUGAAUUGUGUACCAUCAUCACUCAUAAGACAAGCAAGUCCGAUAACAUUCAAAACCAGCUUAAGGAAUUAGAGUCAAGCAUUCGAGAUUUUGAAGAUGGACUUGAGUCCUUGAGCAGGCGUCUGAUCAAAACUAGAGUCUCUCUUCUCAACAUCCUCAACAAUGAGAUUACAAAGUUUUGA